Messenger RNA from Castor canadensis (American beaver), 3753 nucleotides. NCBI's taxonomy places the organism in Eukaryota, Metazoa, Chordata, Mammalia, Rodentia, Castoridae. The record is from RefSeq and is a predicted model, not a curated record.
CGGGCUGCCUUCAAACCGUAAUCCUCCUGAUCUCUGCUUCCUGAGUAGCUAGGAUUACAGGUGUGAGCCACCGGUGCCCGGCCCUUCUAUGUCUUGACUCUGUCUUGGUUUCAGGGUGGCUGUAGCAGAUCCAGGUAUCACAUUCAGAUCAAAUGCAGGUUUGUGGGGGCUUUCCCUUCACUGUAUUUAAAAACAAGGACAACAAUAAAGGGUCUUUGCUUAUUAGACUGGGUUUGAGAUAAACUGGACUCUGGUCAGGGUUUCUGGAUUUUCACAUGGCGUCAAAAUCGAAUUUGAAGAGGCUGAAGUCAGGAGGAUUUGUGUAAGCUCUGCCAUUUCCAUGUGGAAUUUCCUUUUCCCAUGUUCUGUGGCUUCCCAAACCAGGGGUGCCUCUUUCUGUGGUCCUGCUUUGCUUCAUUUCCUGCAUCUCCCAGGGGAGGGAGGAUUUGGUCCCAGGACUGGCCCAGCCCUCUCCUAGUAUGGUUCUAGAAAGAACUACAUUAGAGUUUCGUGCAGCAGGGGAGGGGUGGGAAAGGAAACAGCUCAGUAACCUGAGAAAUCACAGAAGAAGGAUUCCAGUUUGGGCCCCUCAUGUCUACACAUCUAAACAAGCAAGACUUCCCAUCCCCAAAGUCUCUUGCUCUUCCUCCAGGUGACACUCUGGGAGGAAUCUGAUCCAUGUCGUGUGACUGUGCACAUGGCCCUCUUCCCUAUGUGUUCCUUUCCUUUUAUUGCUUCUUCCUUCCCUAUCACCCUGCUGAGUCGUGGCCUCGCCUCUUUUAUACCCCAGAUUCUGCAGGCCCUGGGGAAGUCCUACCACCCUGGCUGUUUUCGCUGUGUCAUCUGUAAUGAGUGUUUAGACGGGGUGCCCUUCACUGUGGACUCAGAAAACAAGAUCUACUGCGUUCGAGAUUAUCACAAGGUGCUGGCCCCAAAGUGUGCAGCCUGUGGGCUUCCAAUCCUUCCACCUGAGGGCUCAGAUGAGACCAUCCGUGUGGUGUCCAUGGACAGAGACUAUCACGUGGAGUGCUACCACUGUGAGGACUGUGGUCUGGAGCUCAAUGAUGAAGAUGGUCACCGCUGCUACCCGCUGGAAGACCACCUGUUCUGCCAUUCCUGCCAUGUCAAGAGGCUGGACAAAGGCCCGUCGUCCGCAGCCCUCCACCAGCACCACUUCUAGGUCGCAGAGCUCAGCCAGGGCUGCACAAAGAGAAGUCAGCCCCACACUUGGGGUGGAAUUGGGGUUGAGGAGGAAGAGGGGUGGACAGGCAAGUGCCCACGAGAGUGAGGUGUGCCUGUCCCUUAGCCAAGGAGGUGCACGCUAACUGACUGGUACAAGGGUUUUUCUCCAUCGCCACACCUUGUCAGGUUCCUCAGGUAGAUGCUCUAGCAUGUGUGUGGCGUGAGGCCCGCAGUGGCAUCAGUCAAUUGAACACACCCGACUCCUGUGGGGACAGUUUAGGGGAAGAGACUUUGCAAGUAGCACAUUUUACAACACGUCCAGAAGUGACAUCUCAGCUGCAGAGACAUCUAACCCUUUCCCUCUAGGAAAAUACCUCCCAACACGUGUGCACCCCAAGGCAUGACUUAAGGCCUCUUUAUACCCAUGGUGUUAGCUCUUCUGAACUUUCAUUGCAUAAAGGCAAGAAGGAAGUGUGAACACGUGCUUUGGAGCCUAAGAAGAAUUUGCUUAGUAAACCAGAGCUAAGCUUUGACAUCACUGAGGCUGGGUUUCCUCCUUGUGCUCUGACAUCCUGCCCUGUGCCCUUGCCAGUCUGCCUGCCCCUAAGGCAGCUGGGCCCUGACAGAGGCAAGUUUGGGGAGAAGAGCCGGUGCAGGCGCCAGGACUCUUGCUCACUGCUCUGUGCCAUUUUUCUUUCAAAGCUUUUGAGAGUGUGUGACUUUGGAGCUACUCCUGCCAAGGCAAGUCUUAUCCUGUGUGGGACAUCUCUGGUGCCUGUUGUGGCUUAUUUAAUGAUGGACCUUUUGGAAAUCCUGUCCACAUAUUGAGAACUCCUAACAAGGACAGUUUUGUGCGUGUGAGACCUUGAAGUCAGCAGGGUGGGAAGUGCCUCAGGACAAGUUACUAGUCAUUCCAGAGGUUUCUCUCAUGCCUACUUCUUGGCACAUGCAUUGUAUUUGAAGAAACCAAUAUAAGGUACACUGCUUUUGUCUUUUUUUUUUUUUUUAAUUGUUUCUCUCCACUUUCAUUCUUACACACACACACACACACACACACACACAAAUACCUCACAGAUAGAGCUUCAAAUCACAGGAAGAAUUCAGCCAUCAUCCUGGAUACCUUCUUUGAUGUGUUUGAAAUUGCUGGCUUCACAUGUGACACUCCAGCUGGUCAGGACCGUGUGAUUGUAACUGAAGGUCAGCUGGGAACAGAUCCAGCUGAAAUUCUGGCCAUAGGCGUUUCAGCAUGCUGACUUCCAGGGUGGUGAGGGUGGUGAGGGCCACACACUGAUGAGAUUUGACGACCACCUGUGCACUGGAGAGACCAAUUUACUCUGAGGCCAAGGGUCACUACUCCUUGGUGUUUCAAAUGGAAGAAGCUUUAAAAAAAGAAGAAAGAAAAAGAGAUUGGUGGCCUCUUUGUCUGGAGGGAGGACCUCAUGGCUUGUGGCAGGAGGGCCAAGGUGUCUUGCUGCUGCCAUUCUGGGCUAGAGACAUGGCAGCCGGCCUCUGCACUCUGCCUCACCCCUCCCAGCCAGAGCGAGAAGACUGGGUGCUGGGCUGUGGAGGAUGGUCAAGGGCUCAGCACAAGUGAACGCAAGACUUUUCUCUUGGCCCAACUCCACACCUGUAGGCUGCCAUGUUUGCACUCAUUUGGUGGCCAUCGCUUGUGAAAAGGGCAGAACUGGCACUAUAGAUUGCCUUUUCCAGUUUUUUAAAAAAUUCAUCCCGUUGGAAUUCUUUGAGCAGAAUGUCACUUCCUCCAUUCCUGUUCCAGGCUAAGCUUCCUGGGAGCCUGAGUCUGGGCCCCUCUCUUCCUGUCAAGUCAUCCAACUCAGCUUUGGUAAGGCUGGUGGGGAAAUGAAGCUAGCAAACAUAGUUUAGGGCUGUCUUUGCCAACCCUGGGACAGUAGCCUUGCUCACACACUUUUGUCCCACUUUCAAAUCAAGCAGGGUCAAGAAAAUUGCAUUGGAGCUACAAUCAGAAGAGAUUCGUUUGCUGAUAAUUAAUUUGUGUGAUUAAUUCUGUGAUUAAUUUUUUAAUGAAAAUUUUUAAGGAGCCUUGAUUGAGGUGAUUCAGCUGUGUUUGCAAAUACAUUUUAUAUCGUUGAAAAAGAACAAUAAAGGUAUUUCCAGACAUGCUAGAAAUUUGAGCUAUGGACUUCCCUGGUUGUCCCUUUUUUUGGAGAGGACACAACUGGGGAUCUCAAAUGAGUUUUGUUUCUGUUUCAGGUCCUUGCACAAAAACCAUGAGGUGAUGCUCGUCUAUCUGGGAUUUUAGGUGUUUUAUACAUUACUAGCUAAAUAGAACCGCGGUGGUAUUGCAUUUAUGGGCACACAGGAAGAAUGCACAAGGGCUUGGUAGACCAGGGUAGUAAGUUUGGUUUGCAAGUUGGAAUGAAUAGCCUUUUUCAGUUUCCUGGACAAGUCUUGGAUCUCAGCAAACUAGGAGGACAAAGGCCUGAUCCCAGGAUCCUAGACCCCAAAGCCAGCUUCCAUUCUCCCUGGCCUUGUUUUGCCCUGUAGGCAUUUUUCACCAUCUCCUCCCUCCUUACACUCUUUCCUUUUUUC